GAUUUUUAAAAUUUAUCAUUGUCAACAGCCAAAUUUACGAGGUACAUAUUCUAUUUUAGCGUCGUUACUAUCAGACCGUUCAUUUUAUUUGUCUCAUCACGCAGUAAACAUUCUAAAAUUUCUUGCGAGUUAAAAUCGUCAUACGUUAAGAAAUCACGAUCUGUUAACAGGCAUGAUUUCGAGAUGUUUAAAUUUGAUUGGUUGUACAUGUACAAAUUCCACUCAUUUGUUCAAAUACUAGUAUUUAUAAGAGUUUUAUUUCACGUUAAAAUUUGUUGUAAAAUUAUUUUGAAAAAAAAAAUGGUAAAAAAGGCAAGAACCAUCAUACUGAUGAUAUCUUUCAUGGUCUUUAUGACUGUGACAAAUAUUGUACGGUAUACACCAAGAAUAACGAAUAUUUCAGGUAAUUAUUUUUUUUAUUUGUCCUUUUAAUUGAUCUGAUUUAAUUAUUUUUGCGAUAAAAAUCUAAAGAUUUUGUGAAAUUCCAGUAAACGGGAGGGUAAAAUUCUUCCCUGUGUAUUUUGUUCACGUGAUAAUUUUUGUCUUUUAUGUCAUGUCUUACACAGUGAAAACUCAGCUUCAAUACACUUGUGAAAAAGACAGGGAAUCUGCAGUGGGAAGAAAAGACAAUGUUAAUGAAAGCGUGUCUAUGACGCUGGUGCUUGGUUAUAUGAGGGGAGGAUCGUCUUUAACCGCAGACAUUAUUCGCUAUAACCAAGGGGAAUUUUAUAUUUUUGAACCCUUACAUGGAUUGAUCGAAAUGGCAAUCAAACAAAAUAGACCGGUCAGAUUUCUGAACGGAACAUCAAGACGGCUGACUCUGAACGAUUCGACUGUUACUGAUAUGAUGGCUGACUUGUUAUACAACUGGUUUACAUGCAAUCUCUGUCAAGUAGAUUUACUCAGUUUGUCCAAUGAAUUUAUUCAUAUUUUUACACCAGAACACGAUCUAUAUUAUAACUGUACACAAAACUAUCUGCCAGGAAUUGUAACCCCACUUCGCGAACGCGUGACCAAAUGUUUACCAAGUUUACAAGAGAAAUGCAUCAAAGCGAGAACAAGGACUUUGAAAACAAUCCGGUUUCCAAUGUCCGCAGUGGAAACCUUGCUUAAGCGGCUACCAUCUUUGAAAGUGAUUCACUUAGUUCGAGAUCCAAGGGCGAUUUUGCACUCACAACUGGUCACAAGCUUAGCAAGUGUGGAAAAUUUCGAUAAUUUUUCAAAGAGUUUUUGUAGAAGAAUGAGUGAAAACAUUCAACAUGAGAAACAGUUGUCGGUAAAUUAUCCUCGUCGAAUCCACAGACUUGUAUACGAGAAUCUCGCUACCAACCCGAGAGAUGUAACCAAACGUUUAUAUGACUUCUUGUUUGCAAUUUUCAAUGAAAAUGUUGAGAAAUAUGUCAAGUCUUUAACAUCUGGACCAGUUUUGCCUUGUGAUUAUUGUACAAAGAGAGGAAAUUCAACGGCCAAUGCCUUCAAAUGGAUGAAGAAAAUUCCAACCAAGUAUCGUCGUCUUAUUGAUAAAAAUUGUAUUUACAUCUAUAGAGAGGUUGGCUAUAUCGAAAUGUCAUCUUUUGAACUGAAUUCCAAGGAUAGAUCGUGGUAUCCAAACGAAUAUCAAAAAUUUUUAACAUUUUAGAACACAGUAUUGCUUCAAUACAAGUUUUUUGUUGAAUGAACCUACAGCAGACCACAUUUUGUAUUCAGUUGACAUUUUUUAAAAAAGAAUAGGUAGCUCACUAAAUGAUACCCCGCCUCCCAUAUGGUUAUAAUGGCGAAGUCCAUGUUUUGCUCUGGGGGACCCAAAAUAAAUGUCAUAUGAAAAGGUAAAAUAGGAGAUGCACAGUGGCAUUAUGUAAUAAAGAAUCUCUGAAAGUAUCAUCAGUGUUUAUUUAGUAAUGCAGGAAGAGUUG
Saccostrea cuccullata (small rock oyster) is the source of this 1913-nucleotide messenger RNA. Its product is annotated as carbohydrate sulfotransferase 3-like. Gene Ontology annotation, molecular function: N-acetylglucosamine 6-O-sulfotransferase activity. The coding region runs from base 554 to 1639 and encodes 361 amino acids. NCBI's taxonomy places the organism in Eukaryota, Metazoa, Mollusca, Bivalvia, Ostreida, Ostreidae. The transcript is spliced from 3 exons. The record is from RefSeq and is a predicted model, not a curated record. Gene Ontology annotation, biological process: sulfur compound metabolic process; N-acetylglucosamine metabolic process.